AUGUACGCCUAUAACAAGCCCAUCAACCCAAUGGAACCUCCAGCCAAGCUGGACCAUUACAUUGGUAUCGACGUUGGCACAGGCUCUGCUCGUGCCUGUAUUAUUGAUGAGUCUGGUGACAUCAAGGCUCUCGCCGCGCAGGACAUUAAGCUAUGGCAGCCUCAGAACGGCUACUAUGAACAAUCUACGACAGAUAUCUGGCAGUGUAUCUGUGAAUGCGUCCGCAAGGUAGUUAGCGAGUCUCAGGUUGAUCCCAACUCCAUUAAGGGUAUGGGCUUCGACGCCACUUGCUCCCUGGCUGUCUUCUCAACCGAUACCGACGAGCCGAUCACCGUUACCGGGCCUGACUUCAAGAACGAUGGCAAUGAUCGAAACGUCAUUCUGUGGCUCGACCACCGACCUGUUGAGGAGACCGAGCUCAUCAACAGCACUGACCACAACCUCCUCAAAUACGUUGGAGGCAAAAUGAGCAUCGAAAUGGAGAUCCCGAAGAUUCUCUGGCUCAAGAACAACAUGCCUCCAGAGCUCUUUGCACGAUCCAAGUUUUACGACCUUGGCGAUGCCCUCACCCAUAUUGCUACGGGUAACGAGAGCCGCAGCUUCUGCAGCACCGUCUGCAAGCAAGGAUACGUCCCAGUCGGUGUGGAUGGCAGUGUAAAGGGCUGGCAAGAGGAUUUCUAUGACGCUAUUGGCCUGAAUGACCUUGUUGAGGACAAUUUCAAGCGAAUGGGUGGCGUUGAUAAGGUGAAUGGAAAAUACGCCAGUGCUGGUGAAUGCGUUGGAACUCUAAGCAAGCAGGCUGCUUACCAGCUUGGUCUCCCCCAAGGCAUCGCUGUCGGUAGCGGUGUCAUCGAUGCUUACGCUGGGUGGAUUGGAACCGUGGGCGCCAAGGUCGAUCUUGGCGACGACGAGCUCAAUGCCAGCGUCCCUCACAACGACCUUUCUCAGGCAUUCAGCCGGCUUGCCGCCGUCGCUGGCACCUCGACUUGCCAUCUCGCCAUGUCCAAGAACCCCGUUUUUGUUCCCGGCGUUUGGGGCCCAUACCGGGAUGUAUUGCUGCCGGAGUAUUGGAUGGCUGAGGGUGGUCAGUCUGCGACGGGCGAAUUGCUCCGACAUAUGCUAGACAUCCAUCCUGCUUUUAACGCGACGCAGGCUCUGGCCAAGGCCGAAGAUAAGCACAUUUACGAUUGGCUAAAUGCCCACCUCGAAUACAUGGCCGAGAAAAACAAUGCGCCGGCCGUGUCGUAUAUGGGCCGCCACCACUUCUUCUAUGGAGACCUUUGGGGCAACCGAUCUCCCAUUGCAGACCCUUCCAUGAAGGGUGCAAUGAUCGGACUCGACAGCGACAAGAGCACCGACAACCUGGCUCUUUGGUACUACGCUACCAUGGAGUUUAUCGCCUUCCAGACGCGCCAGAUCAUCGAGCAGAUGAACAAGUCUGGUCACGAAAUCUCAUCUAUCUUUAUGUCUGGCUCUCAGUGCCAGAACCCAAUUCUGAUGAAUCUCAUGGCUACCGUGUGCGGGAUGCCAGUUUUGAUUCCCCGCUAUGUUCACGCCGCCGUUGUGCACGGUGCUGCCAUGCUGGGUGCCAAAGCUGCCAGUCACAAUGAGGAGGGUCGCGAACCUGAGUCGCUCUGGAGCAUCAUGGACCGCAUGAGCAAGCGAGGGCGUCUAGUCGAGCCGGGUACCGAUGCCGGCGAAUUGGCGAUGUUUAAUGCCAAAUACGAAGUCUAUCUGGAAAUGUGCAACUCGCAGCAAAGCUACCGCAAAAAGGUGGAUGCCGCGACCUCUAAGUGGAAGAAGGAGUUUGGCGGCGAUGCAUAA
Messenger RNA from Akanthomyces muscarius, 1824 nucleotides. RefSeq lists its product as uncharacterized. The transcript is spliced from 5 exons. Gene Ontology annotation, biological process: carbohydrate metabolic process. Gene Ontology annotation, molecular function: phosphotransferase activity, alcohol group as acceptor; kinase activity. Lineage: Eukaryota; Fungi; Ascomycota; Sordariomycetes; Hypocreales; Cordycipitaceae. Bases 1 to 1824 code for a protein of 607 amino acids. The record is from RefSeq and is a predicted model, not a curated record.